UUUUUUUUUUUUGACGAGAACUCGCAAUUCUACAAUUCUACUUUCUUCAAGAUUCACGUUCUGUAAGUAAUGGAGAGUAACAGUAAUGGCCGUUCACGUCCAGUAAGCUUACCUAAAGCUCCAAAGAAAGGUGGAAAUAUAUUGCUCCCUAAGGUAGUUCAGACUCGUAAACUUGUAAGCCAAAUAUUAAAUGACCUAAAAAAAAGGAAAAAACCUCCUUCUCCUUUUCAAAAUAUGGUUAAUCAAGCUGAUUCAUUUCAUGAAGUUAAUACAAAUCCAAAUCUGCAAAAUUUUUUUAAUACCGAUGAUACUUGCGAUUUAUUAAGUCAACUUAGAGAUGUAUUGAUAGUUUGUUCGAUGAAUGGAAUUUACUUUGGAGAUAGAAUGUCUGCCACGCCACCUGAGUCUCCCUAUACUUCACGAGACCCUUCACCAAAUCGAUCUCGUUCGCCAUCGCCAUCACGAUCUAAACGCGAUUUAUCAAACCGAAACAAAAGUUCUGGCAUACUAGAACGCAUUUUAGAAGUUUUAUACGAUAUUGUUCAAAAUGAUUGUCGAUAUAAAGUUAUUACUCCAAGACCAUCUCGCCCACCUAAUGCAUUACAAUCAAUAGUACUUGAUGUCGCUCAUUUACUGGUUAAUCAAAAUCCAUAUUCGCCGGGUUGGUUGUAUGAAUUGGGGAUGGCAAUGAUGCCAGGAUUUAAUAUUUUUAAUGAUGUUUUACGUGCGAAGCUAUUGAUAUUUUAUGCUGAUUCCUUAAUUCCACAAUUGAUUGCUUGUCAAAGUGAUACGAGUGAUGAUAUAAUUGUCGCCUCAUCUUUGCGUCGUGGGAAGUCCAAUGGAAAGAUCACUACGAAUGGCAGGUUUUAACGAAUCUAGAACUGAAUUUUAUUCAAUAUUUACUCAUAUUAAAAUUAUUUAUUCUUGUAGAAUUUGAAAAUUCAUCAUACAUAAACAUAACCAUAAACUCAGAAGAUCCAAUACCACCCGGUAAUUUACCAGAUUCAGAAC
Messenger RNA from Rhizophagus irregularis DAOM 181602=DAOM 197198, 1011 nucleotides. Lineage: Eukaryota; Fungi; Glomeromycota; Glomeromycetes; Glomerales; Glomeraceae. The record is from RefSeq and is a predicted model, not a curated record.